Molecule: messenger RNA, 1226 nt
Organism: Brassica oleracea var. oleracea
Lineage: Eukaryota; Viridiplantae; Streptophyta; Magnoliopsida; Brassicales; Brassicaceae
Product: peroxidase 71
Exons: 3
Coding region: 54-1040 (328 amino acids)
Biological process (GO): hydrogen peroxide catabolic process; response to oxidative stress
Cellular component (GO): plasmodesma; plant-type cell wall
Molecular function (GO): heme binding; peroxidase activity
Source: RefSeq, a predicted model, not a curated record
AAACACACUUGAUCUUCUCUAGCUAAAACCCCUAAAAUAUAAACAUAUCAAAGAUGAAUUUUGUUAGAUCAUUGUGCGUUUUCAUUACCUUCCUCAGUUGUAUAGUCAUCUCGGUCCAUGGCCAAGCUGCCGCAAGGCCCGGUCCUGGUUCUGGCACGAGGAUAGGGUUUUACUCAACCACAUGUCCUAACGCCGAAACCAUUGUCCGAAACGCCGUGACAGCUGGAUUCAGCUCUAACUCUAGAAUCGCACCAGGAAUACUAAGAAUGCAUUUCCACGACUGCUUCGUCCAAGGCUGUGACGGUUCCAUCCUUAUAACGGGAACUAACACCGAGAGAACAGCCGUUCCGAACCUCAACCUCCGUGGAUUUGAAGUCAUAGACAACGCCAAAACCCAGCUCGAAGCUGCUUGCCCUGGCGUCGUCUCUUGUGCUGAUAUUUUAGCUUUAGCCGCUCGUGACUCCGUUGUCCUCACAAGAGGAACAAGUUGGCCCGUACCAACUGGACGUAGAGAUGGUCGAGUUUCUUUGGCUUCGAACGCUAAUAAUCUCCCUGGUCCCGGUGAUUCCGUCGCCGUUCAACAACAGAAGUUCUCCGCUUUGGGACUCAGUACCCGCGAGCUCGUCGUCCUGGUCGGAGGACACACGAUCGGAACAGCGGGAUGCGCUACAUUCAGGAACAGACUAUUCAACAGCACCACAGGCCCUGCCGAUCCAACCAUUGACCCGACGUUUUUGGCGCAGCUUCAGACACAAUGUCCCCAAAACGGUGAUGCCAGCGUACGCGUUGAUCUCGACACCGGAAGUGCAGCCACUUUUGACACUUCCUAUUUCAACAACCUAAGCCGUGGCCGUGGAGUCCUCCAAUCCGACCAGGUCCUCUGGACCGACCCCGCAACUAGACCCAUUGUGCAACAGUUGAUGAGUCCUAGAAGCACCUUCAACGCUGAUUUUGCCAGGGCAAUGGUUAGGAUGAGUAAUAUUGGUGUACUUACUGCGGCUAGUGGAGAAAUUCGUAGGGUUUGCUCCGCGGUUAAUUAAGUAAAUGAUUAAAACAGUGGUUAGUCAUGGAUAAACUUUCAUGGCUUGCUAAAUACUUGUUUCUUGUAUGCUUUUAGUUUCAAUAAUAAAUAAACCAAUAGAAAACGACAUAAGAAAAUCCCAAAAGUGGGUUGAUAUGAAAAAAUGUAUCUAUAAGAUGUUUGUAUUCGAUUUCUUUUGGCUUUA